Messenger RNA from Lemur catta (Ring-tailed lemur), 2482 nucleotides. RefSeq names its product solute carrier family 22 member 12-like. The transcript has 11 exons. Gene Ontology annotation, molecular function: transmembrane transporter activity. Gene Ontology annotation, biological process: transmembrane transport. The record is from RefSeq and is a predicted model, not a curated record. NCBI's taxonomy places the organism in Eukaryota, Metazoa, Chordata, Mammalia, Primates, Lemuridae. Gene Ontology annotation, cellular component: membrane. The coding region runs from base 305 to 2254 and encodes 649 amino acids.
UCCAAAUUUAGCUUUUCCUGGAGGUUUGGAGCAGCUGCGUCUCUGGAGGGAUGUUGGUGGCCUCAGGAUCACACCUCAAGGCCUCAGGUCCCAGUUGGAGCCACCCCAAGUGACAGCCAGUGGGCAGAUGCCCAGAGAGCCCGAGUCAGCAAAGCCGGUGGGCCCUGACAUGCUCCUGGCUGCCGGGCAGGGGAGGCUGGCGCGGGCACCGCUGUGGAGCAGGCCGGCCCGUCGAGUCGGCCCCUUUGCCCUGGGCCAGCCCCUGUGAAGUGGGGACCUCGUCUGGGCCCCUCAGGCAGGCUCCAUGGCAUUUUCGGAACUCCUGGACAGAGUGGGCGGCCUGGGCAGGUACCAGGCUCUCCAGACGGUGGCUCUGAUGCUCCCGAUCAUGUGGCUCGUUGCUCAGACCAUGCUGGAGAACUUCUCGGCAGCUGUGCCCAGCCACCGCUGCUGGGUGUCCCUCCUGGAUAACAGCACCUCCCAGGUCAGUGUCCUGGACCCCGAGACCCUCCUGGCCGUCUCCAUCCCACCUGGCCCCAACCAGGGGCCCCACCAGUGUCGCCGCUUCCGCCAACCACAGUGGCAGCUCCUGGACCCCAACACCACGGCCACCAACUGGAGCGAGGCGGCCACGGAGCCGUGCCUGGACGGCUGGGUCUACGACCGCAGCACCUUCACUGCCACCAUCGUGACCAAGUGGGACCUGGUGUGUGACUCUCAAGCCCUGAAGCCCAUGGCCCAGACCAUUUACCUGGCCGGGAUGAUGGUGGGAGCUUCCUUCAGUGGCCCAGCCUCAGACAGGUUCGGGCGCAGGCUGGUGCUGAGCUGGAGCUACCUUCAGAUGGCCAUGUCGGGCACAGUGGCUGCCUUGGUCCCCACCUUCCCCCUGUACUGCCUGUUCCGUUUCCUGGUGGCCUGUGCCCUUGCGAGCGUCAUGAUGAACACAAGCACACUCUUGAUGGAGUGGACAUCGGCGCAGGCCCGAGUCUUGAUGAUGACCUUGAACUCUCUGGGCUUCAGCUUAGGCCAGGUCCUGACGUCUGCAGUGGCCUAUGGUGUGCGGGACUGUUCGAUGCUGCAGCUGUUAGUCUCAGCCCCCUUCUUCCUCUGCUUUGUGUAUUCAUGGUGGCUGGCAGAGUCGGCACGAUGGCUCCUCACCACCGGCAGGCUUGACCGUGGCCUGCACGAGCUUCGGAGGGUGGCUGCCAUCAACGGGAAGAGGGCAGCAGGGGACAUCCUGACCAUCGAGGUCCUGCUCUCAGCCAUGCAGGAGGACCCAAGUGUGGACCAGGCUCCUUCCAGCCUGGGCACCCUGUUCCGCAUGCCGGGAUUGCGCCUGCGGACCUGCGUCUCCAUGCUGUGCUGCCAAACCCAACGAGAAGCCACGUUGGCGAGGGGACCUGGGAGACCCUCCCCCACCACACAGAGCCAGCAGCAGAAGGGCCAGGGAAUCCAAUCUGAGAAGAAACAAGCAAGGGCUGGGCAGCAACAUCUUCCUGCUCCAGGUGCUCAUCGGGGUGGUGGACAUCCCAGCCAAGGCGGGCUCCCUGCUGCUCCUGGGCUGCCUGGGCCGCCGCCCCUUGCAGGCCCUGUCCCUGGUGCUGUCGGGGGCCUGCAUCCUGGCCAACACGCUGGUGCCCCGCGAGCUGGGGGCCUUACGUUCAGCCCUGGCCGUGAUGGGGCUGGGGUGCAUGGGGUCCGCCUUCACCUGCAUCACCAUCUACAAUGGCGAGCUCUUCCCCACGGUGCUCAGGAUGAGGGCAGUGGGCCUGGGCCAGAUGGCAGCCCGAGGGGGAGCCUGCCUGGGGCCUCUGGUCCGGCUGCUGAGCAUGCACGGGCCCUCGCUGCCUCUGCUGGUGUAUGGGACGGUGCCAGUGCUGAGUGGCCUGGCCACGCUGCUGCUGCCCGAGACCCGGAACCUGCCACUGCCCGACACCAUCCAAGAUGUGCAGAACCAGGCAGUAAAGAAGGCGGCACACCGCACACGGGGCUGCCCCGUCCUGCGUUCCACACAGCUCUAGCCUCCUGGGAAGCCCAGCUGGAGGAGGAGGAGGAGGAGGCGGCUUCUUCCGUCCUCUGGAGAGGGCAGGGGAAGCACAAAGGUCUCAUCUCCAGGGGGCCAGUGGCUGUCCUCUGGGACCCUCACUCUCCCACCUGGAUGUCCCUCCUGCCCCCUCACUGUCUGAGGAGCCCCCUUCAACACCGAGGGGGCGACGGGCAGUUUGGCUGGCAGGAGGCGCGCUCCCUUGUGUGAAGAGGAGAGGGCCCAGGCCUGGGGAAGGGGCCAGCCCCGUCGACCCUGCCCCGUGCUGCCUCCUCCCUGCCCACGGCCACCCGUCCGCCUGCACAGAGCUGGGAACGGACCAUCACCCGCAGUCAGGACCUCCCCUGGCUCCACACGAGCAGUGGUCUCAGCUCCUCAGGUUCACGCGGAGGCCCUUGGCGGCCUGGCCCCAGCCGCUCCGGCCCCUCCCCACGCCUC